This is a messenger RNA of Saccostrea cuccullata (small rock oyster), 2505 nucleotides long. RefSeq lists its product as uncharacterized. NCBI's taxonomy places the organism in Eukaryota, Metazoa, Mollusca, Bivalvia, Ostreida, Ostreidae. The record is from RefSeq and is a predicted model, not a curated record. The coding region runs from base 1 to 2505 and encodes 834 amino acids. Gene Ontology annotation, biological process: DNA integration. Gene Ontology annotation, molecular function: nucleic acid binding. The transcript has a single exon.
AUGAAGGCCUUUGGUACUGAAGACUUGGCCAAGGAACUUAAGAAAUUGGAUAUUGGUGAGGGGGCCCUACCAGUUCAAAGAAGUUUAGGAAUCAGCUGGAAUUUAGAUACAGACUCGUUCUUGUUCUACCCAUCAUCUGAGGUGAAACCGGCCAAGAGACGAGGAGUACUUUCCACUGUCAAUAGCAUCUUUGACCCUCUCGGAUUUGUAGCACCAAUUACUGUACAGGGUAAGCUGUUCCUUAGAUCACUCAUACGUAGUUCCAUUGACUGGGACUCACCAUUGACAGAUGAGCAAGUCACCUGGUGGAAUGAAUGGAGACAAUCACUGGGCUUACUUACAGAGCUGAAAAUACCUCGAGUCUACACAAGUAUGUCCUUUGCGAGCUGUGAUUCAAAGGAGGUCCACAUGUAUUGUGAUGCAUCCGAGCAUGGUAUAGCAGCUGUAGGCUACCUACUAGCUAGGAGAGAAGACCAGAAAGAGCUGGGAUUUAUACUUGGAAAGGCGAAAGUGGCUCCCUCGCAUGGCCACACAAUACCCCGCCUCGAACUCUGUGCAGCCGUCCUAUCAACUGAAAUUGCGCAAUACAUAUCUGAACAAUUAGACAUUGACUUAAGCAAGUUCUUGUUUCAUUCGGACAGUAAGGUAGUUCUCGGCUACAUAACUAACCAAUCACGGAGGUUCUACACAUAUGUGAGCAACAGAGUGGCACGUAUACGACAAGUCACCUCACCAAACCAGUGGAAGUAUGUAUCCACAAAUAACAACCCUGCAGAUGUGGCUACACGUCCAAUGAAUGUAGCAGACUUGAAGGAUAGUAUGUGGCUAAAUGGACCCCCCUACCUUUCACCCUGCAGUGAUUCUUCAGAAGAGAUUCUUUAUGAAUUGCAGAACCCUGACUCGGACAAGGAGAUUAGACCAUUUGUAACAUGUAUGAAAACUACUCAGGUUACAACAAACCUAUCACUCGGCUCACACAGGUUUUCAGAGUUCUCAGAUUGGAAGAAACUCAUUGAGUCCAUUGCGAGAUUGAAACAUGUGGCGCAGAGUUUCAAUGGACUAGGACCUUGUACAGGUUGGCAUUCCUGUAAACUCAUGAAAUCAGUCCCAUCUUACAAAGAAACAGAAAAAUUUGUGCUCAAAGUUGUGCAAAGAGAAUCUUAUCAAGAAGAAAUCAACAGUAUUCAAGAGAAAAACAUUGUUCCCUUGGACAGCUCUUUGAGAAAAUUAGACCCAUAUAUGGACUUAGAUGGUGUGCUAAGAGUCGGUGGUAGAUUAAAUAGAGGAGACCUAUAUCAAGACGACAAGAACCCUAUUAUUGUCCCUUCUCGACACCAUGUGGCCAAACUUAUCGUCGAAUACUAUCACAGGAGGUCAAGACACCAAGGCCGACACAUAACUGGUGGCGCAGUGCGUUCUGCAGGAUUUUGGAUCGUUGGCAGCAAGCGACUCAUCUCGUCAAUUUUGUACAAGUGUGUCAUAUGUCGGAAACUACGUAGAGGUGUUGAGAACCAAAAAAUGGCUGAUCUACCCAUAGACCGCACUCAACCAGGUCCGCCCUUUACAUACGUGGGCCUCGAUGCCUUUGGACCCUGGAACAUAGUCACCAGACGAACUCGUGGGGGAGUUACAAAUUCCAAGAGAUGGGCCAUACUGUUUACCUGUUUGACCACUAGAGGUGUGCACAUAGAGGUCAUUGAGGAGAUGAGUGCCUCCUCCUUCAUCAAUGCUUAUAGAAGAUUUGUCGCACUUAGAGGUCCUGUAAAACAGAUAAGGUCAGACAGGGGCACAAACUUUGUUGGUUCAACCAGCGACCUCAACAUCAACACCAUUAGCGUUGAAGAUGGACCAGUGAAAUCUGCCCUGUAUGAUAAUGGCACCACCUGGAUUUUCAACCCUUCUCACUCAUCACACAUGGGUGGGGUUUGGGAGCGUUUAAUCGGCGUCGCCCGACGCAUCCUUGACUCUAUGUUGUUGAAGAGUUCUAUGGUCAAGGGACAUUUAACUCAUGAAGUACUUGUGACUUUCCUUGCUGAGGUUACCGCGAUUAUGAACUCACGCCCACUCACAACAAUGUCAACAGAUCCUGAUGACCCUUACCCACUCAGUCCGUCACUCCUGAUCACCCAGAAACCGGAUGUCUUGGUAUCACCAUUGGAUAUUGCAUUCGACUCCAAAGACAUGUACCGUUCACAGUGGAAAAGAGUACGACACCUGGCCGAUGUCUUCUGGAGUAAGUGGAAAGCACAGUACCUUCAGUCCCUUCAAGAACGAAGGAAGUGGCAAAAGGAGCAGAGGAAUGUUUCAGUUGGUGAUGUUGUGUUGAUGGUUGACAAACAAGCACCGCGUAUUCAGUGGCCUUUGGGCAAAGUUGUGAAAACCUUUCCAAGUGAGGACAACAAAGUGCACAAAGCAGAGAUUCGCAUUUCAAGAGAUGGCAAGACAUCUACGUUUAUUCGUCCAGUUUCAGAGUUUGUGUUAUUGAUUGAGAACAGUGAAGUGUGA